CUAACUUGCCAAGGCUGGCCUUGAACUGACUCCGAAGUAGCUGAGAUUAAAAGCAUGCGUGGGAGAAGCGGCUGCAGCGCCGGACUGAAGAGGCAGGGCCUGAGACAGAGGCAGCUGGGUGGUCACUAUGGCCGGGAUCACCACCACCGAGGCGGUGAAGCGCAAGAUCCAGGUUCUUCAGCAGCAAGCCGAUGACGCAGAGGAGAGGGCCGAACGCCUCCAGCGGGAGGUGGAGGGAGAAAGGCAGGCUCGGGAACAGGCUGAGGCGGAGGUGGCCUCCUUGAACCGUAGGAUCCAGCUGGUUGAAGAGCUGGACCGUGCACAGGAGCGCCUGGCCACUGCCCUGCAAAAGCUGGAGAAAGCUGAGAAAGCUGCCGAUGAGAGUGAGAGAGGCAUGAAGGUUAUUGAAAACUGGGCCCUGAAAGAUGAAGAAAAGAUGGAACUCCAGGAAAUCCAACCUAUGGAAGCUAAACAUAUUGCAGAAGAGGCGGAUAGGAAGUAUGAAGAGGUGGCUCGAACGUUGGUGAUUAUUGAAGGAGACUUGGAACGCACCGAGGAACGAGCUGAGCUGGCAGAGUCCUGUUGCCGGGAGAUGGAUGGGCAGAUCAGACUGAUGGACCAGAACCUGAAGUGUCUGAGUGUUGCUGAAGAAAAGCACUGCCAAAAAGAAGACAAAUAUGAGGAAGAGAUACAGAUUCUUACUGAUAAGCUCAAGGAGGCAGAGACGCAUGCUGAGUUUGCUGAGAGAUCAGUAGCCAAACUGGAAAACACUAUUGAUGACUUGGAAGAUAAGCUGAAAUGCACCAAAGAGGAGCACCUCAGUACACAAAGGAUGCAGGACCAGACUCUGCUCGACCUGAAGGAGAUGUAGAGCUCCCCAGUCGUGCCCUACCGCUGCUCCUCCCUCUGACCCGACACCACCUGGGGCCGGCCUGCCCGAGGCUGACCUCGAAACUGAGGGCUGAUCUUUUAACUGGAAGGCUGCUUUCUCCUUUCUACGUCCUCUCUCCCCACCCCACCCCACCCCA
Molecule: messenger RNA, 1028 nt
Organism: Heterocephalus glaber (naked mole-rat)
Lineage: Eukaryota; Metazoa; Chordata; Mammalia; Rodentia; Bathyergidae
Product: tropomyosin
Source: RefSeq, a predicted model, not a curated record